Messenger RNA from Parnassius mnemosyne (clouded apollo), 627 nucleotides. Lineage: Eukaryota; Metazoa; Arthropoda; Insecta; Lepidoptera; Papilionidae. The record is from the annotation of a GenBank genome assembly.
AUGGAUCAGACUCUCAUAACCGACGAUAGCGAUGAGACAGCAGAAAAUCCGAGAGACGAGACAAACAUACCUAGUGAAGAAGAAAGAUCAGACAUAUCAACUAGUUCUUCAAAUUUUGAGAAGUGCACGAGUGAGAUAGAGGAUAUAAAGUAUCCUGAGCCUGUGAGUAAACUAGAAAAGCGUGUGAUACAACCACCGCAGAGAUAUGGUUUCAGUAAUGUAUGCGUAAUUGAGGAUGAAAAUAUAGGUAAUGAAUGUUUUACCUAUGAAAAUGUUAUCAAUGAUACUAUACAAGAAGAGUGGUAUAAAGCAAUGGAAGGCGAAUUGCAAUCGUUCCGAGAUAGCGACGCAUGGGACCUAGUGGACAAACCUAGUGAUGCGCAUGUUGUGCAGUGUAAAUGGGUCUUUAAAAGGAAGUUAAAUAGUGAUAAUACAAUGAGAUAUAGGGCCGGAUUGGUUGCAAAAGGUUGUGUAGUUUCUCAUGAAUGUAGAGAGGAGCAAACAGUGGCGCUCUCCAGCACAGAAGCUGAAUACAUGGCCAUCUGUGAAGCCAGCAAGGAAGCAAUUUUUCUGAAAAAUCUGCUUACAGAGUUAAUUGUUAGCAAAAAUAGUACGGUUAAUGUAUAA